Molecule: messenger RNA, 846 nt
Organism: Plasmodium cynomolgi strain B
Lineage: Eukaryota; Apicomplexa; Aconoidasida; Haemosporida; Plasmodiidae
Exons: 2
Coding region: 1-846 (281 amino acids)
Biological process (GO): negative regulation of transcription by RNA polymerase II; negative regulation of phosphatase activity
Molecular function (GO): phosphatase inhibitor activity; transcription corepressor activity; chromatin binding
Source: RefSeq, a predicted model, not a curated record
AUGGCUGAUACUGAUGAGGGAAACUUCCAAAGCGAAGAAAUCCAAGGAGCAACGAAGAGGCUCCUACUGAAAAUAAAAAAUGAAAAAAAAAAUGAAGAAAUAAUAAAAAAAACUAUUGAGGAGUAUAAACAAACGAUAGAAGUAAUAUCCACUUUGACGAAGAAACUUAAUUACAAAAUUAUCAUCCCAUUUUCCAAAGUAGCUUUCUAUGAAGGGGAAAUAAAAUAUACAAAUAAUAUAUACCAGGAUAUAGGAUGCAACACAUAUUGCGAAAGGACAACAGAAAAAGCGAAAGGUCAUUUAGAAAGAAAAUUAAAAUUUUACCAAGACAAGUAUGACAUUGUACAUGAGUCAUUAACCAAAUUGACAAAAGAAUUGGAGCUUUCCUUGGAACUUAAUUUUCACUCAAAUUAUGAAAAAGAGGUGGAACAUGCGGGGGGAGAUACAAACAACGUGUUUGUGCGUCCUGACGGCUUUUUAGAAAUUAGGGAAGAAUAUCACGAGAGUGAUGACGAGGGAGAUUUGAACCAGGUGGGGAAACAAAAGGAGCACCUCAAAAGUGGAGUUAAGAACGAAGGGGAAGUACAAAAGAGGGAGCACCGUGGAACACAACGAAGUGGAAGAGACAGCCCUGUCCUGAAGGGUGUUGCCGCGGAGGGGCGAACAAUUUCGCCAAGGAACCUAACUGAAAAGAAGCAACCUUCCCAGCAGGGGGAGAUCCAGGAAGCUUCCGCCAAUAUGGGCCGCAAUUCGCCCAAGGGCAACCCUUUAAAUGUGAACAAGCAGGGGUUUUUAAAUAUAAAGGAAAACUACUACAGCAGCAGUGGCAGCGAUUGUGAGCAGUGA